Messenger RNA from Rattus rattus (black rat), 5279 nucleotides. RefSeq names its product zinc finger protein 865 (gene Znf865). NCBI's taxonomy places the organism in Eukaryota, Metazoa, Chordata, Mammalia, Rodentia, Muridae. The record is from RefSeq and is a predicted model, not a curated record. Gene Ontology annotation, molecular function: RNA polymerase II cis-regulatory region sequence-specific DNA binding; DNA-binding transcription factor activity. Gene Ontology annotation, biological process: regulation of transcription by RNA polymerase II.
CAAAAAGGGAGCGCUUGACUGUAUAGAAUUAGGCUUAGCUGUCUGUAGUGUAAUGGGGCUGAGUUAAGAAAGGUUUAUAGAGCUAUGAGUGGCUAAGUGUAAAGUGUGCCAGUGCUGUGGUUCUCAUUUAAGUGCAUCAAAAGUGUUUCAAUUCGGAUGGAUCCCCAAGAUCCAUCCCAAAGCUUUCUAUUCAGCAAGUCUGGGUUAAGGGUUAAAAAGCAUCGUGCUAAUUGAUGCCAAUGAUUGGUAACAAGUAACUUUAAAGGAAUGCUUUCAAGGUGCAAGGCAGAACUACAUACAAGUUAUUAAAGAAUCAUCCCUAUAAUCCCAGAAUUUCUGAAGGCUCUGAUAGGAGUCUUGUUACAAAUUUGAAGCCAUUAUGGCUUCAAAUGUGAGGCCAUGUCUAAAAAGAAAUCAAAAAGUUACAAACAAAAAUAGUGAUGCCCCUUAAAUGCAGCAGGCGUUACAAAGCUUUUGGUGUAAGGGGCAGGAUUAAGAAGGGGGCGUGGUUGGUAGGUGUGGCCCGGCUGAGAGGAUGGAGUUCCAAAAGUAGGAAUUUGGAGCAAAGGAAGAAUAGAACAAACUAAUUGGAGGUGCAGCAAAAGAUAUCCGACCGACCUAUUACAGGUCGCUAAGAGGUGGGCGUGGUUCCAGUCUACGGGGCGAGGCUUAAGCAUGAGACCUGAGUCUAGGGUGUGUCCUAGCCGGAAGCCUGGAGUCUGUGGGUGGUACCCUAAGAAGAAGCGGGCGCAGUGGGCGCAUGCGCACUAGGCUCCGUUCGCCCACCGGAAGCGGCUUUGCCUGUCCCCCUCCAGUGUCUUGUGCCGGCGUAAUUUCCCUUCCCCGUUCCCCCGCCACCAUCCUCCACGCCGGCGCUUCGGGGGGAACGAACGCGACUUCCGCUUCCGGGCAGGAGGCGCGGGGCUGGUGGGGAGUUGGGGGGAAGGGGCGGCACUUCCGGUUGGGCCCUCGGGUCUCCCCGGAGCGGCGGCACCUCCUCCGCCUCCUCAGCCUCCUCCCGGCGGAGACCCCAGCGCCGGGUCUCCCUUCUCUCCACCGACCAGAGAUGGAGGCAAACCAGGCAGGCAGCGGUGCCGGGGGUGGCGGGAGCAGCGGCAUCGGGGGCGAGGACGGGGUCCACUUCCAGAGUUACCCAUUUGACUUCCUGGAAUUCCUCAACCACCAGCGCUUUGAGCCCAUGGAGCUAUACGGGGAACACGCCAAGGCAGUGGCAGCCCUGCCCUGUACCCCGGGGCCCCCGCCCCAGCCCCCACCCCAGCCUCCUCCGCCCCAAUAUGACUACCCGCCCCAGUCCAGUUUCAAACCUAAGGCGGAGGCUCCUUCCUCAUCCUCAUCAUCAUCUUCAUCCUCAUCUUCCUCAUCUUCGUCUUCCUCAUCCUCUUCCCAAGCCAAGAAGAUGGAUCCGCCGUUGCCACCCACCUUCGGAGCGCCGCCCCCUCCACUCUUUGAUGCUGCCUUCCCUGCUCCGCAAUGGGGAAUAGUCGACCUCUCUGGACACCAGCACCUGUUCGGGAACCUGAAACGAGGUGGGCCCACACCUGGGCCUGGAGUAGCAUCAGGACUGGGCACUCCUACUGGGACCCCAGGGCCACUUCCCACACCCUCGCAGACCCCGCCUGGGCCCACAGUAGGGGCAGCCUGCGACCCAACCAAGGAUGACAAGGGCUAUUUCCGAAGGCUGAAGUACCUGAUGGAGCGGCGCUUCCCGUGCGGUGUUUGCCAGAAGUCCUUCAAACAGUCCUCACAUCUGGUCCAGCACAUGCUAGUGCACUCCGGGGAACGACCAUACGAAUGCGGCAUCUGUGGCCGCACCUAUAAUCAUGUCUCCAGUCUCAUCCGCCACCGACGCUGCCACAAGGAUGUGCCAUCAACACCAACCAGCAGUACGCCACAGCCUGGGCCUGCACUUCCUUCACUGGGCCUCCCGGUACCCACAGCCAGCGCCACAGCCAGCUCUGACCCCGCCGCAGUGUCCUCUGGCCCUUCAGCCACCCCUGCAACGCCUGCCACCUCCACUGAUGGGAACACCACCCCUGCUGCCCCACCUGGGGUGGCCAUGCCUCCCUCUGCCACUACUGGCGGGGAGGGCCCAUUUGCCUGCUCCCUCUGCUGGAAGGUUUUCAAGAAGCCUAGCCACCUCCACCAGCACCAGAUCAUCCACACGGGUGAGAAACCCUUCUCUUGCUCUGUGUGCAGCAAAAGCUUCAACCGGAGGGAGAGCCUCAAGCGUCAUGUGAAAACGCACUCGGCUGACCUGCUGCGCCUGCCCUGUGGCAUCUGUGGCAAGGUCUUCCGCGAUGCCUCCUACCUCCUCAAGCACCAGGCGGCCCAUGCAGCGGCCGGAACCCCGCGACCGGUGUACCCCUGCGACCUGUGCGGAAAAACAUACUCAGCGCCGCAGAGCCUGUUGCGACACAAGGCUGCCCACGCAUCACCUGUGGCCACUGGGCCAGCUAAGGGCAGCCUUGACCUCGGUCCCCAGCCACCUCCCCCGUUCCCCCCAGGUCCUUACCUCCUGCCCAUGGACCCAUCCACUACAGGCAGAAAGCCCCCGGCGGCCGCGGCUGUGGUGUAUGGUCUGGUGGUGCCUGUCCCACUUCUGGCGCACAUCUCUGCUGCUUGGAGGUGCAGGAAUGGCGGUGCUGGGCCGGGCGCGAAGUGGCCGGGCAAGACGUUCUGCUGUGGCAUCUGUGGUCGCGCGUUUGGGCGCCGCGAGACCCUAAAGCGACACGAACGCAUCCACACCGGCGAGAAGCCCCACCAGUGCCCAGUGUGCGGGAAGCGUUUCCGGGAGUCCUUUCAUCUGAGCAAGCACCACGUGGUGCACACCCGAGAGAGGCCCUACAAGUGCGAGCUGUGCGGCAAAGUCUUCGGCUACCCGCAGAGCCUCACUCGCCACCGCCAGGUGCAUCGGCUGCAACUGCCCUGCGCCCUGGCUGGAGCCACAGGCCUCACCACCGGACAGGGGACCACUGGGGCCUGUGGACCUGGAGCUGCAGGCACUUCAGGUGGGCCGGCCGACCUGAGCUACGCCUGCUCAGACUGCGGGGAACACUUCCCGGAUCUCUUCCACGUCAUGAGUCACAAGGAAGCUCACAUGUCAGAGAAACCGUACGGCUGUGACGCCUGCGGCAAGACGUUCGGUUUCAUCGAGAACCUCAUGUGGCACAAGCUGGUUCACCAGGCUGCCCCGGAGCGCCUUCUCGCGCCAACAUCCAGUGGCCCUCAGUCCUCUGAUGGCAGCGGCAGCAGCAGCGGCGGCACCGAUGCAUCCAGCGUGCUGGACAACGGACUGGCUGGAGAGGUGGGGACGGCAGUGGCAGCGCUGGCUGGGGUUUCUGGGGGCAGCGAGGAUGCGGGUGGGGCGACGGUGGCCGGAUCGGGUGGCGGGACCAGUUCAGGCGCUGAGCGCUUCAGCUGUGCCACAUGCGGCCAAAGCUUCAAGCAUUUCCUGGGCCUGGUGACUCAUAAGUAUGUGCACUUGGUGCGCCGGACCCUGGGUUGCGGCCUCUGCGGCCAGAGCUUUGCGGGCGCAUACGAUCUGCUCCUGCACCGCCGAAGCCACCGGCAGAAACGGGGUUUCCGCUGCCCAGUGUGUGGGAAGCGCUUCUGGGAGGCGGCCCUACUGAUGCGCCACCAGCGCUGUCACACAGAGCAGCGGCCCUACCGGUGCGGCGUGUGCGGUAGAGGCUUCCUGCGCUCCUGGUACCUGAGGCAGCACCGCGUAGUGCACACGGGCGAGCGCGCCUUCAAGUGCGGCGUGUGCGCCAAGCACUUCGCGCAAUCUUCUAGCCUAGCGGAGCACCGGCGGCUGCACGCCGUGGCCCGGCCUCAGCGCUGCGGCGCCUGCGGCAAGACCUUCCGCUACCGCUCCAACCUGCUGGAGCAUCAGCGGCUGCACCUGGGCGAGCGCGCCUACCGCUGUGAGCACUGCGGCAAGGGCUUCUUCUACCUGAGCUCCGUGUUGCGCCAUCAGCGUGCCCACGAGCCCCCGCGGCCCGAGCUGCGCUGUCCCGCCUGUCUCAAGGCCUUCAAGGAUCCUGGCUACUUCCGGAAGCACCUGGCUGCCCAUCAGGGCGGCAGGCCUUUCCGCUGCUCCUCCUGCGGUGAGGGCUUUGCCAACACCUAUGGUCUGAAGAAACACCGCCUGAUGCACAAGGCUGAGGGUCUUGGGAUGCCCGGAACAGGGGGAAGCACCUUGGCCGGAAAGGAUCCCUGACCAGGGUGUUUCAGUGUGCCACUCCAAUCAGAUAUUCCCUCUGGACUCUACCCUUCUGGGGCUGCUGGUCAGACUCUCCCCACCCCUCCUUACUGUCACCCAUUCUAAAGAAUCCCAGGUGGUCUAGCUUCUUUCCAGUCCCAUGCCCUACACACUGAAGAUUAAAUUGCUCCGAUCCCAGGCCAUUCUGGCCCUUCCUUCUUCAUCUGUCAGACACUGGACUUGAUCCUCUGUCCAGUUGAUCCUCUUUUGUAAACCUCAUCUGCCACCCAGCAGCAUUCUGGCUCCAGUGAACUCUGUGGUGGAGAUGGGUUUGAACUACUCACCCCCUCCACUUCCUCUGGGAUCUGGCUGGACAGUGGACUAUGAACAGAGUUGGGAGGGCACAGGUGGGGGUCUGGGUGCUCUUGGAUGGGGGCGGGUUGGGGAGGGGACAGACGCGGCUUGUACAGAGCAGAGAACAAUAAAUGGUAUCAACAGGGCCGCUGGGGUCUGUCCUUGCUAUUCCUAGGGGAUUCCACUGACUGGCUGGACACAACACCUCACACCACUCUCUUUUCACCUAGGUUGAGUGAGGAUUUGCCAUGUCCCGGGCAUUAGCCUAUGAAUUGGGCAAGUGGAGAGGAGUGAAACAGGGAAGUCGCACUCUCAGGAACUGAUUUGAGAUCCCGAGACUCCCCUCCAUGAUGCUCUCAGCCACCAUGACCGGAAGCCUCCUGUCUGCCAAGCCCUGACCUGGGCACUAGGGAAACUGAUGAAUUGAUUGGACAUGACAUUCACACUCCAGUAGGCUGGGAGAGCAUACCUGAGGAACUUAAGUCUGCAGACUUACUGGAGACGGUCUCAUGUAGUCUAGGCUGGCUAUGGACUUGCUUUGUAGGUAAAGAUAGGCUUGAAUUUUUUCCCCUUUGAGACAUGGUCUCUCUAUGUAACCCUUGGCUCUCCUGGAACUCUCUGUAGACCAGAUGGGCCUCGAAUUUACAGAAAUCCACCUGCCUCUGCCUCUCUGGUGCUGAGAUUAAAGGUGUGCACGACCAUG